AUGAAGUCUACAACCUUCCGCGGGGUGGAAGUCCCGAUCGAAUCUCUCAAUGCCCCCGUGAAAGGCAGAGAUGGCUACGCCGGUCUCAAUCCACGCUCAGAAACCCUCCCCAAGGGCUGGAAAUACCCACAUACUGACUCUCGCCCCCUCCCCUGCGACAUCCGGAUCGAUCACGACGUCGGCAUCAAAGUCCGCGACGGCACGACCCUCUACGCCGACAUCCUUCGCCCUCCCGGUUCGGAAAACGUCCCAGCCCUGAUAUGCUGGUCCCCCUUCGGCAAGAAGUUCAAUGGGCUGGCGUCCCUUGGCUACAUGACACCGUGGAACCUCGGCAUACCCGCCGGGACGCUCUCAGGGCUCGAGAAAUUCGAGGCACCAGACCCGGCGGAUUGGGUCCCAUGCGGCUACGCCAUCGUCAACGUGGACACCAGGGGUGCCUUCGACAGCGGAGGCACGAUGGUGAUCAUGGGGACGCAGGAAGCCGAGGACGGCUACGACGUCAUUGAGGCCGUGGCCGAGAUGGACUGGUGCAGCGGCAGGGUCGGCCUGGCCGGGAACUCGCACCUCGCCAUCGCGCAGUGGUUCAUUGCCGCGCUGCGCCCGCCCAGCCUCAGGGCCAUCGCGCCGUGGGAGGGCUGCGGGGACCUGUACCGCGAGCAAUUCGCCCGAGGCGGCAUCUACGCCGGGGACCUCUUCGACCGGCUCAUCGUCGAGCAUAUGCUCAAGGGGCGCAACGGGCUCGAGAGCUUCCGGGGCAUGUACGAGCGGCACCCGCUGGCCAACGCGUGGUGGAACGAUAAGAGGCCGGAUAUGGGCAGGAUCAAUGUCCCUACGUACAUCACGGGCACGUGGACCAACACAAUGCACGGGAUGGGCGCAAUAAGGGCGUGGUUGGAGGUCGGUUCGGAGGACAAGUGGUUGAGAUGGCACCCGUGGCAGGAAUGGUUUGAUCUCUGGGGGAACUCUCAGGCGAAAGCCGAGCUGUUCGAUUUCUUUGACUACUAUCUCAAGGAAGAGAAAAACGGGUGGGAAAGGACGCCGAGGAUGAGGAUGGCGUUGUUGAGGUUUGGCAACAAGGUCCCGCAGGCGAUCGAAAAUAUCGUCGAGGAGGACUUCCCACCUAAAAGAACCGAGUACAGGGAGUUCUAUCUCGGGCAAGAGAAGGAACUUGUGCCUGGGAGAGCACCGUCGGGCAGGGCAGUCGAGGUCAGCUACGAUUCGACCACUAGCGAGAGCGUCGGAUUCACGUACACCUUCGCGGAAACGACUCGCAUUAUGGGCCUACCAAAGGCGGUCUUGUACAUGUCCUGCCCCGAACACGACGACAUGGACGUGUAUGUCAUGGUUCAGAAACUCGACCGCGACGGCGAACAGAUGAAGAACCUCAACAUCCCGUGGAACGGGAUUCCGGUCACGUCAUUUGACGAGUUCUCACCCGAACAGGAGACGGAGGUCGUGCUGUACAAGGGCCCUGUCGGGAUUCUGCGCGCUUCGCACCGGGCAAUCGACGAGAGUAAGAGCAUGCAUCCGCAUUGGCCGUAUCACCCCCAUGACAGGGAGGAGAAGAUUACUCCGGGGCAGGUGGUGAGGUUGGAUAUUGGCAUCUGGGCUACGGGAAUUGAGUUCGAGGCGGGGGAGAGCGUUAGGGUGGUUGUUAGCGGGCGGAGUUUUGCUGUGAACAAUUUUGGGCUCGAUCAUGGGCUCAAUCGGGGACGGCAUGUUUUGCAUUCGGGAGGAGAGUAUGCUAGCCAUGUGAUUCUUCCGUUUGUGUAA
Molecule: messenger RNA, 1773 nt
Organism: Diaporthe amygdali
Lineage: Eukaryota; Fungi; Ascomycota; Sordariomycetes; Diaporthales; Diaporthaceae
Product: X-Pro dipeptidyl-peptidase C-terminal non-catalytic domain-containing protein
Exons: 1
Coding region: 1-1773 (590 amino acids)
Molecular function (GO): dipeptidyl-peptidase activity
Source: RefSeq, a predicted model, not a curated record